Molecule: messenger RNA, 1308 nt
Organism: Zygosaccharomyces rouxii
Lineage: Eukaryota; Fungi; Ascomycota; Saccharomycetes; Saccharomycetales; Saccharomycetaceae
Gene: TRM11
Product: tRNA (guanine-N2-)-methyltransferase
Exons: 1
Coding region: 1-1308 (435 amino acids)
Biological process (GO): methylation
Cellular component (GO): cytoplasm
Molecular function (GO): nucleic acid binding
Source: RefSeq, a predicted model, not a curated record
AUGAUGUCCAAGAAAUACCUUGUUUACAUGGCUCAUGUAAAUGUCAAUUUUAGAAGAGCUGAAUUGGAGUCAUUAGCGGAUCUAUGUGGAUUAGAUAUUGAUUUUAGUACGUAUAAUGAAGAAAGUCCAUUCUUCGUUGUCGAUUUACCAGAUGAUACACAGGCCAGUAAGUGGAUUAAAAGAUCAGUUUUAUCUAAAGCCAUUUAUGAAUAUUGGGGGGAAGGAAAAAACUUGGAAGAAUUGCAUGAAUCUAUUAAAUCUCAACCAUUUCAUGAACAUUAUAAACAAUUGUAUCGCCAAGAUUCAUUUAAGUUUGAAUUUGAAACUUAUAGAGGUUCCGCAAAGGCCAACCGUGUAGAGCAAAUUGAAACUUUUGUAUACCUAGGGUUUCAAGGUAAAAUUGACAUGAAAAAACCGGAUCAAAUUUAUGCUAUAGUUGAGGAAUAUAAGCCAGUCUCUGAUAACGUUGGAUCAACCGUACCUGAAAAAAUGUUCUUUGGUAGGCUGGUUCAACGUAGUGAUCGUCAUGCUAUGGAGGUUUACGAUUUGAAGAAAAGACCUUACAAGGGAACAACAAGUUUUGAAGCUGAAUUAUCAUUAGCGAGUGCUAAUAUUGCACAGGUAAAACCUGGUAGUAUUAUGUAUGACCCAUUUGCUGGGACAGGUUCCUUUUUAUCUGCAGGUGGUCACUAUGGUGCACUUGUAAUUGGCUCCGAUAUCGACGGUAGGAUGAUUAGAGGUAAAGGUGCCGCUCACAAUAUUAGUUCGAAUUUCAAAUACUAUGGAGAUAGUAUUCAAUUCUUAGAUGUGUUGACUAUGGAUUUCACCCACAAUGCUUUGAGGUCUAACCUCAAAAUUGAUACCAUACUAUGUGAUCCACCUUAUGGUAUUCGUGAAGGUAUCAAAGUCUUGGGCGCUAAGGAUCCUGAAAAAUAUAUUGGAAAAGAAGAAGUGGAAAUUCAUGGUAAGAAAUCUUAUUUGCAUCGUGAUUAUAUUCCUGCAAAGAAGCCUUAUUCAUUGGAUAAUUUAUUAGAUGAUCUUUUACAGUACGCUUCUGAAGGGUUGGCCAUUGGUGGCAGAUUAGCAUUUUGGAUGCCAACCGCCAAUGAUGAAAACGUAGAAACGGUUAUACCAUUGCAUUCUUGUUUAGAACUCAAGUACAAUUGCGUCCAAGAGUUCCACAAAUGGUCUCGUAGGCUACUAGUCUAUGAAAACAAAGGACCAGAUUUCAAAGGUGAAGACAAUACAGGUAUAAAGAGGGCAGUGAGUAAUUUCAGAGACCGUUAUUUCGCAAACUUCAACAAGUGA